AAAAUAUUUAAUUUUAAUACAUAAAUAUUUAAAUUCUAAGUAAGAUCAUGUAUUUUACCUGAGUUUAAAAUAGUUUUUAAAUAAAGUCUUUAAAGGCUAAGUUUUAAAUUUUGUUUUACAUUGUGUUUUCUUGUGUAAUGUCUUCAGUUGUGGGUUAGUGACAGAAAUCUACAAGAUUGGCUUACUUUAAGGAGUUCAAUUUGCAGCUGCUGCAUUUAAGGAAAAAGAUAUUUUCAUACUAAUUAUGCAGAAUAAAAUCCAAAAAGAAAUUCUUGAAAAAACUUGUGGCACAAUCUGUAACUAUAGAUGCAAUUUGUAUGCAACAACAGCAACAACAACUAUAGAAAACAGACAACAAAUACGAAAAAAAUUCAUACAAAAAAUCAUCAUUGUCAUAAACAAAAACAACAAAAUCAAAAGAGAUCAAUAAAAAACCAACUAAAAUAUCAAAUUAAAAGAAAGCUAAAUAAAAUUAAACUAAAUGGAAAAUCUACAACAAUAAAAAUUAAUAAAAAUUUCAUAUAUUUUAUCUACAACUAUAAAAGAAAAGAAUUUCAAAAAGAAAUCUUCUAUAACUAGUUUGAUAAAGUGAUUUAAUAUUUAAAAUAAAUAAAUUCAAUAAAUAAAUAAAUAAAAAUCUUAACUAAGCAAAGAAAAAUAAUAAAAAAAAACGGAAGUAAUCAGUCUUGUUUUUAUUGUCUAACAAGAAAUCAAUCAUACUAUAUUGAAAACGUAAAGAUUUGUAACGAAUUUGUUUUCAAUUAAACAAAGUUUGAAAAGAGUUAAUCGGGAAUUUAACAAAGUGUAUGAACAGAGAAUUUAGAUUUGUGUUGGAUAAAUAAAUAUUUAUUUAUUGAAAAAGAAAAAAAUCAUAAAUAAAUUUAAACAAAUAUAAAAAAAUAAAGAAAUAAAUAAAUUUAUAACUGUAGAUCUAUAUUUCUCUCUCUCUGUGUUUGUGUGUGUGCCUGUGAGUGAGUGUUUGCUGGCCCUAUAGUUUUGUUUGAUCGUGCUGGUUGGUAAUUUAAUCAUUAUCAUCAUCGUCUUCAUCAUCAUUUUCAAUAUUGUUUUAAACAUUUGUGUAACCAAAAACUUUUAAAGACUGAGAGUUGCAAGCGACCAUGCGCGCAUGGCUUCUACUCCUCGCAGUGCUGGCGACUUUUCAAACGAUCGUUCAAGUUGCUAGCACCGAGGAUAAUAAUAUAUCAUCGAGUUUUAUCACAGCAAUACAACCAAUUAAUAAGGAUUUUAAUCACACGGCUACAACGUCUACGACGGCGGCGGCGGCCUUUAUACAAAAACCGCCAUCAACCACAAAAACAACAAAACUAUUGGAUUUUCCCAACAACAUCUUCCAAACGGAACAGGAAAAAGCUGAUAAAACCAUUGUGUAUAAACCUCAUAAAAGUGAUAAAAGUGAUAAAACAACAAGCAAAAGUGAACAAGUGCAAAAUAUUGAUAAUAAUCAAAUUGAUAUUGAUACAAAUACAGAUACAGAUAGUAGUAGUAAAAACAUUAUAAUUGAAAUAAAAAAUAUUGAAGAAAUCGAACAAAUAAACGAUUUAGAAAACGAAGUGAUUGAAAAGAAUCAUCAUCAUAAAAAUAAAAAACAACAAAAUAAGAAAUUAAAUAAAAAUCUUAACAAAAUGGCUUUAAAAGAAAGUGAAAUAGAACAACAACAAAAUGAAAAUUUACAACAAAACCAAAAAACCACACAACAACAAAUUCAAAUUCAUACAGAAGAGGAUACACAACUAAAUAAAGAAAGUUCCUCUAACCAUAAACACCAACAACAUCAUCAUCAUCAUAAACACCAUCAACAACAUAAAUCACAACCUGCCUCUCAACAACAACAACAGCAACAUCAUCAUCAGCAAACAACAACAACAUUUAGUGAUAAUUUAACAUCAGCAACAACAUCUCAACACACCUCCUCCUCCUCCUUCACCUCAUCUAACGAAGAAGAAGAUUCUUCAUCCUCCUCCACCAACAUGGAUUUAGAUGUUGCCAUUUCCCGAAAUGAUGAUGGUGCCAUUAGUGUGGAAUCUCAAGAGCCCCAAGUGGAUGCUGUCAUACCCGAUGAGGGACCACGCACCUUUAGCAAUCAGGAGGUUAUCGCCGAAAAGGCCAAACCCGAUCCCUCAACUCUAGUCGAAAUUGAGAACAGUUUAUUGUCGCUGUUCAACAUGAAGAGGCCGCCAAAAAUUGAUCGCUCCAAGAUUGUCAUACCAGAGGCCAUGAAGCAAUUGUAUGCCCAAAUAAUGGGUCAUGAAUUGAAUUCUGUAAAUAUACCAAAACCUGGAUUGCUAACAAAAUCCGCCAAUACCGUGCGAAGUUUUACACAUCAAGAUAGUAAAAUCGACGAUCGGUUUCCGCACCAUCAUCGGUUUCGUUUAUAUUUCGAUAUAAAGAGCAUACCCACGGAGGAGAAGCUUAAAGCGGCCGAAUUGCAAUUAACACGUGACGCCAUCAGUCAUGCCACCUUAAAUCCCCGCCUGGCCAAUCGUACGCGCUAUCAAGUGCUCGUCUACGAUAUUACAAGGGUGGGCGUGAGGGGCAAACGUGAGCCGAGCUAUUUGUUGUUGGACAAUAAGACGAUACGUCUGAAUAGCACGGAGACGGUGAGUUUGGAUGUGCAACCCGCUGUUGAUCGGUGGCUGGCUACACCGAAAAAGAAUUUCGGUCUGUUGAUAGAGGUGAGGACAUCACGCUCUCUUAAACCGGCGCCCCAUCAUCAUGUACGUUUGCGCCGCAGUGCGGACGAAGAGCAUGAGCACUGGCAGCGCAAACAACCGGUGCUGUUCACUUACACCGAUGACGGGCGCCACAAGUCGCGCUCGAUACGUGAUGUCAGCACGCGCUCGAAACGGGCGGGUGGCCAUCACAGGAGAACGCAUCGGCGCAAGAAUAAUGAGGAGAUUUGCAGACGCCACUCGUUGUAUGUGGAUUUUGCUGAUGUGGGCUGGAGUGAUUGGAUUGUGGCGCCGCCGGGCUAUGAUGCCUUCUACUGUCACGGUCGCUGUCCGUUUCCCAUAGCGGAACAUUUGAACUCCACCAAUCAUGCGGUAGUGCAAACCUUAGUCAAUAGUAUCAAUCCAGGAAAGGUGCCAAAGGCCUGCUGUGUGCCCACACAGCUAGAGGGCAUAUCGAUGCUCUAUCUGAACGAUCACAGUACCGUAGUGCUAAAGAACUAUCAGGACAUGACCGUGGUGGGCUGUGGCUGUCGGUAAAAACCACUUAAAUUUGGCCAACACCAGCCACAAACGGGUUAAUUACUACAAAUUUUUAGCAACAAAAAUCUAAUGAAAAUGAAGCCAAAUACAACAACGAAAUAAACUAAAACUAAACAACCAACUAACAGCUCUUAUACUAAAGAGAUUAUCAAGAAGAAACUCUCUCACUCUCUUAGGUUUUAACUAAGAGAGAAGGGACUUUGAAGAACAGAGUUUUAGUUGAACACGGUUUGUGCCACGGUUUCAAAAACAAUAAAAUGUCGUGAUAUUUAAGCGUGAGUGUUCAUCAAACAGCCAACAUGCCAAGUCAGUCAGUCAGCCAGCCAGCCGGCCCAGUUAAGCAGAUGGCUUAUUAAAUGACUAAGAGAGUGAACAAAACAAAGCAGUGUCAAAGUAAAUGUCUGCAUGAAUGUUAAGGGCCGAGUGUCUCAGCCCUCCUACUCCUCUCUCUCGCUCGCUCUCUUUGUAACGCUUUAAUAAGUUUUAAUUAUUUUAUUUUAUUAUUUCUUAUUAUUUUUUUUAAUUUUUUAUUAAAUUUAUUUUGAUUUUUUGUUUAUAAUAAUUAUUUUUUAUUUGUUUAUAAAAUAAUGUAAUUUUAAACAGAAAACAAACGCAAUCUAAGUGGACUGAAUUAUUGAAUUUUUUUCUUUGUAAGUGUAAAUACUAGAUUUUAAACAAAAGGAAAAACAAAACAAAAAUUAUAACUUAAACUAAAUAGAGUUGCGGAGUUUUAGCUAUAAACUAAACUAAAAAAAAUAAAUUAAAUUAAAACAAAAACAAACAACCACAACAACAACAAGAAAAAUAAACCAUAACUAAGUAGUCACUAAAUAAAUAUAUUUAAACAAAAGAAAUUGUAAAAAAAAACUAAAAGUAAAAACCUAAGCUAACCAUUUUGACAGCUAGGCUGUCAAAAAUAGGUCUAGUUUCUGGUCACGCCCCCAGCUUAGCCUCUUUUUCGUAUUAAACAACAAAAAAAUAAAAUAAAUAAAAAACAAAACAACCAUUUAACAUUUAAAACGCUAGUACGUUGUUCUAUUAAACAAAUUUCUCAUAGUGCCAUUUUGUUUUUUCUCUCUCACUUCCUCCCUCUCAUACAACCAUAUACUCACUCAGCAUAAUCUCUUAUACUUUAUAACUUCCUUUCUCUCACUCUCACCAACUCUUUUCCUAAUGAUACUCUUAAUUUUGUGUAUAGAAAGAAUUUAUGUAAAUGUUGAACAGAAAAUUAUAAAUUAUAACUUCAUAAGUAUAAUUUUAUAACUUUAGAAAAAUAUUUUUGUAACUCGCAAAUUUCUUCUAAACAUUUUUUUGUAUGUAUUUAUAUAUAAAUAUCAAACACCAGCAACAACUCGAAAUUAUUAUUGUAUUCUAUACUUUUUUUCUUUAAAUAAUAUUAUUUUUUAAAAAUAAAUCAAAUCAAAUAUUUUAUUUUGUUUGUUUAGCGAAUACAUCCUUACAUUUAAGGAUUCUAUUAUAUAUAUAUUAAAUUAAAAUAAAAUAAAUAAUAAUUACCUUAAAUUAAGCUAAAUAACUCUAAUUUUAAUUAUAAUAAUUUUUUAUGUUUUAUAAAUGUAUUUUAUUUUGUGUAUCUCUUAAUUUAAACAAACAAAAAAAAUUUACUAAAUAAGUUUAAUUUAAAAAACAAAUUGAUGAAAUUAAACUGUAGCCAUAUUUGUUUACUCUCUCUCUCUCUCUCUCUUACUCUCUUACUCUCUCAUAAAAUGUAAUGUAAAUGUUUGACCCAACCCUGACCUUUUGUAUUUCCCUAAUUGUGUAUAAUUUUCUAUACCCAUUCUGUUUUUUUGUAACUUUCCUCCCCCCCUGCUGUAUUGUAAUUUUAAGUUUAUAUCCUUUAAGUUUCUCUCUCUCUUUUCUCUCUGAAAUUUUCUAUGUAAUUCUCUGUAUAUGUAUAAUUUUUUUAUUAUUUAUUUAUAAAACAAACAAAAAAUGAAAAGAAAAUAAAAUUUUUUUUAUUUUAUAAUUAAAAACGAAAAAUGAUAAUAAUUUUAAAGAACAAGAAAAACAACAAAAAAAAUAAAACUAAAUUACAAAAAAAAAAAUUCAAAUAAAAAGAAAAAAAUUUUAUAUAAAAAAAAUAAA
Calliphora vicina (urban bluebottle blowfly) is the source of this 5333-nucleotide messenger RNA. It is a transcript of the gene dpp, whose product is annotated as decapentaplegic. The transcript is spliced from 4 exons. The coding region runs from base 1119 to 3227 and encodes 702 amino acids. Lineage: Eukaryota; Metazoa; Arthropoda; Insecta; Diptera; Calliphoridae. Gene Ontology annotation, cellular component: extracellular region. Gene Ontology annotation, molecular function: growth factor activity; cytokine activity. The record is from RefSeq and is a predicted model, not a curated record.